Aspergillus clavatus NRRL 1 is the source of this 1134-nucleotide messenger RNA. RefSeq names its product pyruvate dehydrogenase (acetyl-transferring) subunit E1 beta. Gene Ontology annotation, molecular function: pyruvate dehydrogenase (acetyl-transferring) activity. Gene Ontology annotation, biological process: pyruvate decarboxylation to acetyl-CoA. The record is from RefSeq and is a predicted model, not a curated record. The coding region runs from base 1 to 1134 and encodes 377 amino acids. Lineage: Eukaryota; Fungi; Ascomycota; Eurotiomycetes; Eurotiales; Aspergillaceae. The transcript has 4 exons.
AUGGCUUCUCCACGACUCUUCCGCCCAGCAGCUCGUCUGCUCUCGUCGCGAUUCUCCGCUGCACCUCUCCGCUCUUCUUUCCAGAAAUCCGCCUGUGCCCCCUCGAUCUUACGCGCUCGGGGAUAUGCUUCGGAAGGCGGUACCAAGGAGGUCACUGUUAGAGAUGCACUGAACGAAGCCCUUGCUGAGGAGCUGGAGAGCAACCCCAAGACUUUCAUUAUGGGUGAGGAGGUUGCACAAUACAACGGAGCAUACAAGGUGACCAGAGGUCUCCUUGAUCGUUUCGGUCCCAAGAGAGUUAUCGACACCCCAAUCACAGAGGCUGGCUUCUGCGGUUUGGCCGUUGGUGCUGCUCUUGCUGGCUUGCAUCCCAUCUGCGAGUUCAUGACAUGGAACUUUGCCAUGCAGGCCAUCGAUCAUAUCAUCAACUCCGCCGCCAAGACGCAUUACAUGUCUGGCGGUAUUCAGCCUUGCAACAUCACCUUCCGUGGACCUAACGGAUUCGCCGCCGGUGUCGCCGCCCAGCACUCUCAGGACUUUUCGGCCUGGUAUGGCAGCAUUCCCGGAUUGAAGGUUGUUGCUCCUUGGAGCGCAGAGGAUGCGAAGGGUUUGCUUAAGGCUGCCAUUCGUGAUCCUAACCCCGUCGUGGUUUUAGAGAAUGAGCUUUUGUAUGGUCAAGCCUUCCCCAUGAGCGAGGCCGCUCAGAAGGAUGACUUCGUCCUGCCCAUCGGCAAGGCUAAGAUUGAGCGUCCCGGAAAGGACCUGACAAUCGUCUCUCUUUCCCGGUGCGUUGGACUGUCGCUCAAUGCUGCCGCUGAGCUGAAGCAGAAGUAUGGCGUCGAGGCUGAGGUCAUCAACCUGCGCUCUGUGAAGCCACUUGAUGUUGAGACUAUCAUUCAGUCUCUCAAGAAGACGGGCCGCCUGAUGUGCGUCGAAUCUGGCUUCCCCAUGUUCGGUGUUUCAUCUGAGAUUCUCGCCCUGUCUAUGGAGUACGGCUUUGAUUACCUCACCGCUCCUGCUGUCCGUGUCACUGGCGCUGAGGUGCCCACACCUUACGCUGUUGGCCUCGAACAACUCAGCUUCCCUCAAGAAGAUACCGUCGUUAGCCAGGCCGCCAAGCUUCUGCGACUAUGA